GCGCGGGGGCGGUGCGAGGGCCGCCUCGCCCCUUCUCUGGGCCCGCCCCUCCGCUCCCGCCACUCAGUGAGCGAAGAGGGCGGUGUCAGCGCGAGCGCGGGAAUCUCGCCGGCGGCGGCGGCAGUAAAGAAGGUUUGUGUCCCGCCGACCCUGAGAGCCUCUCUUCUUCCCAGUUCCCCUGGAGGCAGGGCUGAGACCUGGAAAAAGCACGUCUGAGGGAAAAAACUCGCUCCCAGAAGGUGAGGUUCGAAAGGAGAAUGAAGGUCAUUACUUGUGAAAUAGCCUGGCACAACAAAGAACCUGUGUACAGCUUGGACUUCCAGCAUGGGACUGAUGGGAAAAUUCAUAGGCUGGCUUCUUCAGGAGUAGACACAGCCGUACGGAUUUGGAAAGUAGAAAAAGGACCAGAUGGAAAAGCCAUUGUAGAAUUUUUGUCCAAUCUUGCUCGACAUACCAAAGCAGUGAAUGUUGUUCGGUUUUCUCCUAAUGGUGAAAUCUUAGCAUCUGGAGGAGAUGAUGCUGCCAUUUUGUUGUGGAAGGUUAAUGAUAACAAGGAGCCAGAACAAAUUGCAUUUCAGGAUGAAGAUGAAGAACAACUGAAUAAGGAGAAUUGGGCUGUCAUUAAAACAUUAAGGGGACACUUAGAAGACGUAUAUGAUAUUUGCUGGAUGACUGAUGGAAAUUUAAUGGCUUCUGCUUCUGUCGAUAAUACAGCUAUUAUAUGGGAUGUUGGCAAAGGACAAAAAGUUUCCAUAUUUAAUGAGCACAAGAGUUAUGUGCAAGGAGUUACCUGGGAUCCCUUGGGUCAAUAUAUUGCUACUCUGAGCUGUGACAGGGUGUUGCGGGUAUACAGCACACAGAAGAAACGAGUUGCCUUCAACGUUACAAAAAUGCUGUCAGGGAUGGGAACUGAAGGAGAGGCAAGAAGUUACCGAAUGUUUCACGAUGAUAGUAUGAAGUCAUUCUUUCGUAGACUUAGUUUUACUCCUGAUGGGUCUUUACUUCUAACACCAGCAGGUUGUGUUGAGUCCGGUGAAAAUGUAACAAAUACAACUUAUGUUUUCUCCAGAAAGAAUCUUAAAAGGCCUAUUGCUCAUCUCCCCUGCCCUGGAAAAGCAACACUUGCUGUCCGCUGCUGUCCAGUCUACUUUGAAUUGAGGCCAGUAGAUAAAGCAUCACAGGAAUCAGCACAGGAACUGAUCAGCCUACCCUACCGGUUGGUGUUUGCUGUGGCUUCUGAAGAUUCUGUGCUUUUCUAUGACACUCAGCAGUCCUUUCCUUUCGGUUAUGUGUCCAACAUACAUUAUCAUACACUAAGUGAUAUUUCAUGGUCCAGUGAUGGGGCUUUCCUGGCCAUUUCUUCUACAGAUGGUUAUUGCUCCUUUGUGACAUUUGAGAAAGAUGAACUUGGAGUGCCUUUAAAAGAGAAACCAGUUUUAAACGUGAGAACUCCUAAUACAGCAGAGAAGAAAGCCAAGAAUCAGACCCACCGAGUGACUUCCCCAAGUCCAAGGCCAGUGGAAGGAACUCCUACCAGUAGAAACCAAGACCCAAACAGUACUGUUACACCUCUUCAGGCUAAGCAGUCUCCAGCCAUAACAGUAAACAAGGACUUGCCCAUGAGUCCUCUUGGGAAUAGAAACUCUUUGAAUCUAUCAUCAGAAGAAAAGAAAACUCCACAGGCUUAUAUUCAGAACACAAAGUCAAGCCAACCUCGGAGAAUUACUUUGAAUACCUUACAAGCCUGGAGUAAGACAACUCCUCGGAGAAUAAAUUUAACGGCCUUAAAGACAGAUGCUCAGACAUGCACUCCACAAGUCAAUGCAGUUUCUGUUCCAUCUAUAGAAGCAUGUCAGCCAGAGGUACCUGAAGACACUCUUUGCAGUUCUCCAGAAUCAAAACGCCUAAAGUUCAAUGAAACACCUAUUUCACCAUCUUCUGAAAAUGAAAGGAACUGCGGUUUAAGCAGCUGAGAGUCUGAAAGACUGGAUUCCUGGUGGACUUUUCAUUAUCUAGCCAUAGUAUAACCAAAGUAGGAGAGGCCUUUGGGUCCGAAAUGAAGCAUGUGACUUGUUCAGCAUUCUACCCAGGUGCAACAAGUACUUGAAGCAUAAUACUUAUAGCAGGAGAUAAUGGCUUGUAAUGCUUUUUUUCAGCAAAUAACCUUUUAUUUUUAUUUAUCAUAUAUUUUAAUUCAGGAGAAUGAAAGUAUUUAUUCUUAGAUUAAAUACUGUCAUUAUUUUCCUGUCAAUCUUUAACCAUCUGGAAAUGUUUAAGUUUUUGUGAGUCUAUGAACCUUGCCUCUUAUUUUAAAGUAUUUUCCUAAUAAUGGAACUUUUCUUCCAACAUUAGAUCUCAAAAGAAGGAGAAAAUGUAAUCUCUUCUAGAUUUGAUCUUUUGGGUGUAUGUGUAUGUAGUGUAUGAAGUGAUUGAUAAUUUAAAUUAUAGUUUUCACUUAGCUGGAAAGAUCUUUCAUAAUUACUUUAUUUAGCAUUUCAAAAAUUACUUCAGAUUGCCUCCCAUUAUCUUGGAUUUGCUUAUCCCAUUCCUUAUGGGUAAGGAUAAUAAAGUGUUUUGUUUUUGAACUAAGCUUUUUUGAUACAACAGCAUUAGAUUAGGAAAGCCCAUUCAUUGGAUGUUUUCAAAUCUAGUCCACACAUCAUUUUUUUUUUUAAGUUGUUUUGUUUUUAUAUUACAAGCAUUGAUAAAUUAGUACAACUUCAUGAGAGGUCAAUAAGUAAAAUUAGUAAUUCAGUGAAUUCAACUGAAAAUGCAUACAUUUCACUUCAUUGCAACAAAUAUAGUCAAGGAAAACAAAUUCCUUCCCUCAAUAGCUGGAUACAAAUAUAUGUAAGAUUCAUUUUGCACUCUAAAUCCAAAACUUCUCUGUAACAGAGCAUGUUAAAUCCUUAGGACUAAGGAUCUAAGGACUAAGGACUAGAAUCAUGAAAAGUCAUUGAAUUGACCAUGGUCAGUUUUAAGGUAAGGAAAAUGAGAUCCCCCAAAUGGGAAAUAACUUGUUGAUAUGAAGGAAAUAUUCCCAUCACGUUCUUGUGAAAGGGAAUUACUGCCAAAUGACACAAUCCCCAUACAGAAAUCCCAAAGGUUAAAAUAGUUUGUAAUAUGCUUAAGCAUAGGUUCAGAGCUCAAAAAAUUACUCUGAGCCCUAUUCAGAAUUUUUAGGAGACAUAUAGUUUUCAUUUAUAUCAGAGAGGAAAAGGAAUGUAGAGACAAGAUCUCUCACAUUACCUAAGGGAAGAAUAAAAUUUUAUGGAGGUAAAGGUCUUGGAUUUCAAAGUUAGACUUUUGGGAUUUACAUUUCAAGGCUCUAUUUGGAGAGCUUAUGGUGGACUAAUUGAGAAGAGAGAUUUACAUGAUAUAUCUACUGAAUCAGAGCCAUUGAAUAUGUAAAUUUAUCACCUUGAUGGUAAUUGUUAUAAAUCCAGGCAUGUAGAAUAUAUUCCAUUUAUCCUGUCUAGUUCUUUACCUACAUCUAAAAAAGGCCAGAACUUAGCCAGCUUAGUAACCUUCCCAACAAAAGUGGCAGCUCUAAACUCUAAAUAAUAUAGUAAAAAGAAUGCAGAAACUUUUAUACAAGCCAAUAUACAGGGUAUAUAGGUAUAGUGAAUGCCAGAGUUUGGAUUAAAACCCACUUGUUCAGAAUCUGGAACAAUUGUGUGGUUGGAAAAUAAAGCAAAAAUUUGUUUUAGGCAGUCAUGAAUAUAUAUUAUUACCUGCUGUCUUAGCUUUGCUUAUUAUGGGUUCCUAAUUUAAUUUUUUCUUUAAGUUUACUAUUAAUAGAAUUAGCUCUAUAAGAUUUGAGUUUUCAACAUAUGAAUUGGAACUUUCAAACUUUACUGGAAAACCAAAUUUAAGAGAUUGUACUAAAUUUUAUUGUCUUGUUACUGGCAGGUUUUAGCAACAGUAAAUAGGGAGUCUCUACAAGUAACUUUAACUGGUAAAUUGUUUGCCUGGAUAUAAAGCAGUGAAAUCACUUAUUUGGCUUUAGUUCAGUGUAAUAGAGUAGGUUCACAAACUGUUACUGAAACAAUGACCAUAAAUAGAAUUUUUAUAAUGCUGGAUACUAAUCACUUUUCAUAUAGACAGCAUGAAUGAAACAAAAUUGAAAAAUAAUGCAGCUGAGACUUGAGACAGAUUAAAUGGCAAACGGAAUAAAUGUAAAAAUAACAUCCUAUGAAAGUAAAUGUUUGAUGAAUUGAGUGCCCUUUGAUAAUUGAAAUUUUUUUUCUAUCUUGUACUUCCAGCAACAAUAAAUUCACUGGAAACAUAAG
Molecule: messenger RNA, 4292 nt
Organism: Sarcophilus harrisii (Tasmanian devil)
Lineage: Eukaryota; Metazoa; Chordata; Mammalia; Dasyuromorphia; Dasyuridae
Gene: CHAF1B
Product: chromatin assembly factor 1 subunit B
Exons: 14
Coding region: 258-1973 (571 amino acids)
Biological process (GO): DNA replication-dependent chromatin assembly; nucleosome assembly
Cellular component (GO): nucleus; CAF-1 complex
Molecular function (GO): protein binding
Source: RefSeq, a predicted model, not a curated record